Vigna umbellata (rice bean) is the source of this 1485-nucleotide messenger RNA. The record is from RefSeq and is a predicted model, not a curated record. Lineage: Eukaryota; Viridiplantae; Streptophyta; Magnoliopsida; Fabales; Fabaceae.
UGACCGAAACUAACCAUUUGCACUGAAUUGUAAUAACAUUGAUUGCAACAUUUUUUAAAUCAGAUAUUGUCUCUUUCUCACUGAAUUUAAGUAUUUGAAGCAGACAGCAAUUGACACAACAGUGUGGUGAAGGAAAACACAAACCUCGGAGCAAGAAAUGGAGGAGAGGAUAAACUAUGUGGCUCACUGUCUUGUUCUACCUUAUCCUGCACAAGGACACAUAAAUCCUAUGCUUGAGUUUUCAAAACGUUUGAUUCAGAGAGGAGUGAAGGUCACACUGGUAACUGUUGUGUCCAACUGGAAGGUCGUUAGCAGAAAAAAUUUCACUUCUAUAGAAGUUGAGAGCAUAUCAGAUGGCUACGAUGAAGGAGGCCUUGCAGCAGCAGAGAGCCUUGAGGUUUAUCUUGAAACCUUCUGCAGGGUUGGAGCACAAACUCUCGCUGAGCUUCUUCAGAAGCUUGCAGGAUCAAGCCACCCUCCAGAUUGUGUAAUCUAUGAUGGUUUCAUGCUUUGGGCUCUUGAUGUUGCAAAGAAAUUUGGGCUACUUGCUGCUGCUUUCUUCACUCAGAGUUGCACAACAAACACCAUAUACUUGCAUACUUAUAACAAGUUGCUGGAACUGCCUCUUACACAGACAGAGUAUUUGUUGCCAGGGUUGCCAAAACUUGAAGCUGAGGACUUGCCAUCAUUCUUGAACAGAUAUGGAACCUAUCCAGGUUAUUUUUAUGUUGUUGUGAACCAACUUUCCAAUAUUGACAAAGCAGAUUGGGUUCUUGCAAACACAUUUUAUGAUAUGGAGCGAGAGGUAAGUGAGUUCACUAAGAAAGGUUUAAUAGUCAAUUGGUGUCCCCAACUGCAAGUCUUGACACAUGAGGCUUUGGGGUGUUUUAUCACACACUGUGGUUGGAACUCCACAUUGGAAGCUUUGAGCUUAGGAGUUCCAGUGAUUGCAAUGCCACUGUGGACUGAUCAGAUCACAAAUGCAAAACUUAUUAAAGAUGUGUGGAAAAUUGGAGUCAAAGCUGUUGCUGAUGAGAAAGAUAUAGUUAGAAAAGAAACUAUCACACAUUGCAUAAAAGAAAUAUUGGAGACUGAAAAAGGAAAUGAAAUAAAGAAAAAUUCCAUCAAGUGGAAGAAUCUGGCCAAGAGUAGUGUUGAUGAGGGAGGAAGUUCCGAUAAAAAUACUGCAGAAUUUGUGAAUGAAUUGGUUCAUCGCCGUGCUGCAUUAAAUUAAUGGGAAAGGAAGUGCUCAUAGAAGUUUUGUGCCACAGCCAAAGUAUGCUAUGCUGAUUCUGCUUAGAAUAAUCAACUUGACAAGGUUGUAAAUUUAAGUUUUGGUAAAAAUUGUUAGCUUCUGCAUUCUGAAUUUGUAUGUCUUUUAGAACAUCCGUUAUUUUAGCAUGCAGUUCUUUGUCAUUUGUGUAAGAUGAUUUGCUCCAUCAUGAUAAGAAUGUAUUUGUCUCUUGUUGGACCAAUAAUUCAACA